Scylla paramamosain (green mud crab) is the source of this 2407-nucleotide messenger RNA. RefSeq lists its product as uncharacterized. The record is from RefSeq and is a predicted model, not a curated record. Bases 1 to 2391 code for a protein of 796 amino acids. NCBI's taxonomy places the organism in Eukaryota, Metazoa, Arthropoda, Malacostraca, Decapoda, Portunidae. The transcript has 3 exons. Gene Ontology annotation, molecular function: zinc ion binding; nucleic acid binding.
AUGUCGCAUGAGUUAAACUUGGACGCAUUUUGCAGUAAUCCUUCUGUGGCGGAGCUACAAACUGCCAAAGUGACAAAGGAUGAUUUAAAGUACAUAGCCCGACAGUUUGAUCUCUCAUAUCCGUCUGACAUUCGGAAGGAAGAACUCCGAACUCAAAUCCUAGUUCACCUUGGAGCUGACCUCAAACAAAAGUUAACUAAAUAUCUCUCACUACUCCCUCGGUUCUCUGACAAAGACCCCGAAACUUUCUUUGGACAGUUCGAGGACACAGCAGUACAUUUUGAACUGCCCCGAGAAGACUGGCCUUGGCUUCUUAAACUCAAACUCAGCCAAAAGGCUUUAACUAUUGUGAACGGCCUCGAAAACAACACGGAUUACGACUGUGUCAAACAGGGCAUCCUAGCGGCGUACUCCAUUACCACAGAAGGAUACCGUCAGUCUUUUCGAAAAAUGUUCAAAACUCCGCAACAAACCUAUCUAGAGUUUGCCUCAGAGAAACUGAGGGCUCUCAAGCGUUGGCUUAAGUCAGCCGCGAUAACCACGUACGACGAAUUAGUAAAUCUCUUAGCCUUAGAAGAGUUCAUGCGUAAGCUCCCUUGCUCAGUAAUGUUACACAUCACCAACAAAGAAGAAACAGAUCUUCUCAAAGCCGCUCAGUUAGCGGACCUUUUCUCCCUGGUGAAUCGCAAGGCAACCUCAGACAAGCUGACCGAGACUCCUAGUGGUAAGAUAAACUCGGGUAACUCAGGGGUUGGUAAAAUGACCGGCAGUAGUACUGGACCACCUCUAUUUUGUGCUUUUUGUAAACAGCCGGGGCACCUCAUAAAGAACUGUCCUAGUCCCAAGUGCAAGGUAGCUCAAACAUAUCUUGCCAAGCCAGUUGCUUCCAUACAAGCUCUUCAAUCCUUCCCUGUACCUAAAGACUUAUUUGAGCCUUUCAGGUCUGUAGGCACCAUCAGCAUUGAUAACAAGGAUCACCCAGUUAAGAUUGUCAGAGACACCUGUUCAGCUCAGUCCCUAGUACUGAAGUCAGCAGUCCCUGGUAUUGAACAGGGUUACACAGGUGAAAAGGUAUAUUUAAAAGACUUCCAUGACCCCUUCCCCAUUGCAUUAGCUAAGGUACAUCUUGAUAGCCCACUAGUAAGAGGUGAAGUGAUAAUAGGAGUUAGUGAAGAACCAGCCUUACCCAUCCCUAAUGCUCAACUACUCCUCGCUAAUGACCUAGCUGGCAGUAAGGUGACUCCCCCUUUGGUAAUUAGUGACACAAUGCUGAUGGAUAACCCUACUGUACAGUUAGAAGAGCAACAACCAGGCUUAUUCCCUGUUUGUGUCACUACUCGUGCACAAGCAAGGAAAUCUGAUCAGUCUUUCUCACUUCCAAAGAAGAGCCCAUCCCCACUUGAACUCAAUCAAAUAUUUUCUGAAAAACUUCUCACUGAGGCUCAACAGGAAGACACUACUUUGACUCAAUUUCAUGACAAGGUUAUCCCUCCAGAUCAAAUUACUCAUUACCCUGCCUUUUACAAACAGGAUGGAGUUCUCAUGAGAGUGUUCCGGCCCUCUAAGGUCCCAGAUGAUGAUGAGGUAGUGGAAAAGGUAGGAGAUAACAACUACAUCAUAAACACUCCAGACCGCCGAAAGGCAACACAGUUAAUACACGUUAAUCUCCUAAAAAUGUAUAAAUGUAGAACCCCUGUGACUGGCGCCCAACCAACCCCUAGAGUAGCUUCCUGUGGUAUCAUUGAAUCCCAGGAGGCUGACUCAGAGUUAAAACCUGCCUCUGUGUGUUCAUUGAUGUAUGAUAAAUGUAUUACCACUGAGAUUGACACAAACACCAUACAUCCCAAGGACACGCAAAACAACACCUACAUUAUCCAACACUUAGAUGGUCAGCUCCGUCAUCUUUCAUCCUCUCGAGCACUGGAUAUCUCAAGAUUGAUCUCUCAGUAUAACGUGUUCGGUGACCAUCCUAAAAUCUGUAAUGUCCUCCGCCAUGAUGUGAAGGUGCUUCCAGGGACCUUCCCUAUCAAGCAGUCUCCCUACAGAGUCAACCCCCGGAAACGAGAACAGAUGCAGAAGGAGGUCCAGUACUUAUUAGAGCAGGGCUUGGCUAUACCCAGCAGCUCCCCAUGGGCAUCACCCUGCCUCCUAGUACCCAAGGAGGACGGACAACUGCGAUUCUGCACGGAUUACCGACGGGUCAACGCCGUCACCAUUCCUGACGCCUAUCCUCUGCCUCGGGUAGACGACCUGAUAGAUGAAAUCCAGAAUGUGCUCAGCCGUCUGCAGGAAGCGAACCUCACCGUGAAGCUGGCGAAGUCUACGUUCGGAGCUGCCACCGUCUCCUACCUAGGACAUCAGAUUGGACUCCGUCCGGCCCAAGACCGCUAACGUCGACGCAGUACUG